AUGACACCCAGUACACUUAAGAUCAUAUCUUUUAAAUUCUUGAGUUCCCCGGCCAUGACUAGUCUUAUCCUUGGAUCUUGGGUACUAAACAGGAUAUUGAAUAUCCCUCCAAGAUCUUGGGAGGCAGGUCCUCCUGUGUUAACAGUUACACCAUAUGUGAAGAUGGUCACUUGUCUUCAUAUGAAGUCGCUGGCAUGGUGUUCUGAAGAUGUACUGGUUUCAAAGUUUAGGACCCUAGGCUGCAAGACUGAAGAAGAAAUUAGUCUAGUUUCCAUAGGCCUUCUUGAAUCUGAACAUAAGUUUUCCAUUCUUCUGAACAUCUUGUGGGACUCAUUUUUUCACAGUUAUAUGGCUGCAGAAAAUGUUGAGACAAUGCUUUUAGGGAUUUUGACAUUCCUUCUUUGUGGGUUGACAACAAGAGGUGGGGGUAAGCUCUAA
Molecule: messenger RNA, 438 nt
Organism: Lactuca saligna
Lineage: Eukaryota; Viridiplantae; Streptophyta; Magnoliopsida; Asterales; Asteraceae
Source: the annotation of a GenBank genome assembly